This is a messenger RNA of Porites evermanni, 9945 nucleotides long. The record is from the annotation of a GenBank genome assembly. Lineage: Eukaryota; Metazoa; Cnidaria; Anthozoa; Scleractinia; Poritidae.
CAGAAUGAGCUGGAAAGGUACAGAAUCAGCGAGCUUAGACGGCGAUUUUUUCAAGAAAAUGGUAAGUUGUAAGCAAGUGUACAUGGCAGUGUUCCCCUUUGAUCGAUGUUUUGCUCGACAGUUUGUCAGUCUCGUGAUUUAAUUCAUGCUAAUUUCUUAGGCUCAAAUUUGCAUGAGUUCUAUGAGCAAGACGUAAAAAGAGUUCGUGAUGACGAUCUUUGGCUUAGCCGGUUUUUACAGUCCCGAAGACAGGAAGUUAAUGAUGCAUUACCGGCCUUGGUGAGCUAAAUUACAUCUCAUAGUAAGCUUACUAGUUCUUUAGAUAGAAAACUUCAUAGGGUUAUCAGGAACAGAUUAUUCCCUGUAACCUCCAUCUUUGUAGUUAUUUUCUUUCUUUGCACCAGUCUUCCAUCAUAAAGCAUCAGUCAAUUCCACCUGCACCCAGCACCACCACCCCCCCCCCCAAACCCCGCGCUACUGCGCGGCCUUUCCCCCCCUUGUCAUUCCCGGGGGUGGAGCAUUAGGAAAUUUUGCACUGCCCGAGGGUCGGGCAUUUGCCAGCCCCGGCGCCAUUCCCUAGCUUUUGACACGCACACAGUUUCCUAUCAGAAAAUAACAGCGCAGAAGGUUUUAGUGAAAAAACAAGCAGAUUGGCUCAUGGCUCAUUGGCUCAGGAAUAAAUUGAAGAGAGUUGUAAUGGCUUGCCUGCGUCGCAGACGCUCUAAACCUUUUGUAUUCUCAAUUUUAUGCAUGCAUGCCGGUGGAAUUGACUGAUGCAUAAAGCCACCUUCCCCACCAGCACCCUUUGGCUUGUCUGCCAAAUGUCUGCCAUUUGUCAUUGGUCUUGUGUUGCCCGACUGUCGGUCGUCUGUCGGCAGACUGUUGGUGGAGAGUCUACUGACGAACAGCCAAAAGAUUUUUGGUGGAGCUAUUCUUCAGUAAUACCAGAUGAUAGUAAUUUUGAAACUCUAAUUCUGUUUCAAAGCAAGACAAGUGAUUUUUCUUACCUACCUGAAAUUUGAUGCCAAUUUUUUUUUAAUUAGUCUGAGUGACAGCCAUCUCUUCAGCCCAACCCCCAUCCCCAUAGUACACUCUGACGACUACUAUGUUUAGUGGGAGGGUGCAGUGUUCAUGAUGGGUGAAACAGCCUCUGGUGCAGAUUUUGAUGUACGUUAGUAGCAAAUAUUCUAUGACUAAUAUUUCCAAUGUAUAAGGGAGUCUGUAUUUGCUUCAAAACUGUGAAUCCCCCAUUUAAUCCAACAUUUCAAAACACAGAUUGAAACCAGCCCCUCUUUCACUUAAAUAACAUCUGGACUCAAACAAGUACAUGACAUCUAACCAUGUAUGGUAUCUACUCAGUAGGCUAACACAUAGUUCCUGCUUUUACAAGGUUGAAUGUGUGAAGUGGAGAAAGUCAUUUGGAGUUAAUGGUAUGAUCAUAAAAAUUUAUCAACAAACAAAUAAUAAAUUAUUAUUGGUAUUUCAUAGAAUGAUAUGAACAACUCUCGCUCACUAAAUUAACUCAACUAAGUUAAAGUAAGAUUUUGUGACUUGCUGUUUUUGUCAAACAGAACUUACAGAAAGAUCUAUUGACCGUAGACUGUUUGAGGCAGGUUUCCUCUUUCCACACAACCAAGAUAAAGAUGGCAACACUCUGGGUAACUCAUGUUAUUUUUUAAUGCUGCUAACUACUUUAUUUUAUAUUAUAUUAUAGGUCAUUAUAUUUUUUAUAUAAUAUAUUCUGUCAAUCGGUCGUUGAAUGAAUUUUUUUUCCUUUAGUCAUCUUCACAGGCAAAUUGCACAAGAAAGACCCCCAGCAAUCCUCAGAAAAAAAGAGAUUUCUUGUUUUUCUCUUAGAAAAGCAUGUAAGUAUGAACCAAUGUGAUCAAGAGUUAUAUUAAACUAUAGUUUCUCCAAUCAUAUGUCAACUUUGGCUGUUUGAAAUAUUAUUUUUUAGAAGAGUAAUUUAAGGAAUGUCUGGAACAAACCCUGAGUGACUUCUGACAAAAAUUAAUAGAAAUAAUAGUAAUAAUCAGUGGCGAAUCCAGGGAAGGGGCCCCCCUUAUUUUUAGACCAAACCGAGGCCCGAAGGGCCACAAAAUUUUGGGGGGGGACCAGGCCCCCCAUUAUCUGAGGGUCUGAAUCCGUCUCUGAUACUAUUCUUACUUUUGCAGGCAAGAAUGUUUCCAGAACGGAAAAUAACCAUGAUCUUUGACAUGCAACAGACAGGCCUGGCUCAAAUGGUUAGAUUUAUAAUGUUACAUGCAAGUUAUGUUAACUUACUCUUUCCAGGAAACUGCACAAUUGGGUAGCUAAUGGAAAGGGUUUUUUUGUUUUGCAGGACAUGGAAUUUGUAAAAUUUAUUAUUAGUUGUUUUAGGGAUUAUUUCCCAAGGACUUUAGGUGAGGAUCAUGUCUUGUCUUUUCCCCACGAAUUUCAAUUAUGUUAAUGUAUUUUCUUUGUUUUUGAGCAUGCGACUAAGCUGUAGUUAGUCGGUCACAAAAUUUUGACCCUAAGCAUCGAUGUUUUCAAAAUCAAGAUAUAUAAUAUUUGUUGUUCUUGGCAUGGUGUUGUGUCAGAUCUAGCUCAUGUGUGCUCCAUUAUUAAAAGCAAUGUCUACUAGAUGCAAAUUUCAAAAGGUGUUAAUUCAAAUUAUGUAAAGUAAAACCAACAACAUUCUUUUUCCUUCAUCCUUAGCCUUGUUAUUAGUUAUUGAAUUACCAUGGAUUUUAUCAGGUAUGGCUUGUGAAUUGAUACUGCAACGCAUUUCUUAGUGUAUUUUGUCGUGUUCAUUAUAUUUCGUUCAAUUCUAUUUCAGUGUAUUCCAUUCCAUUCUUUUCUGUUCUAUUCUAUUCCAUUCCAUUUUAUCCCAUUCCAUCAUAUUCUUUUUUUAUUCUCUUCCACUCCAUUUCUUCCAUUCUAGACCAUGUUAUUUUCUUUUUUCUUUUCAUUUAGGUUACUAAGAUUAGUGCUAUGUUAUUUGACUCAUUUUUGUUCUCUAAUCACUUUGCAAACUGUGAAUAGAAUUCAUUAGGUGAAGCGUGCAGCCUAGCUUAUAAAACAAGCAGUCUUGAUGAACAAAAUAUUCCUGUUUUACUGUUUAAAAUGAAAAGUGUUUCCUUCACAGUUGUUAAAGUGUUUUUUUUGUGUUUUUUUAAUUUUUUCAUCAAUAACAGCUGCUUGGAAAAUUAUCAAGUCAUGGUUGAGCCCUGAAGCUGUGAAUAAAAUCAGGUAUGAGCUAACAAUAAUUAAGCUUCUCCUGAAUCCAUUGAGGUUGGUCGGUUAUCAAAUUUCUACAAUUUUAGCUUUCAGACUGGUUUGUCAUCUCCCAGCAAACCCCAUUUCACUCCCCUACAGUAUCUCUCCAUUUCAUCCCCUUACUACUUGUCCUUAUUCUGUGCCGCUUUAACAUGUCCCUAUCUUAUGUGAAUUCACAUCCUUGCAACAUGGUUCCAUUUCUUACCUCUGCAGCAUGUUCCCAUUUCAUGUCUGUGCUACUUGUCCCUGCAACAUGUCUCUAUCCCAUGCCCCUACAGCAUGUUCCCAUUUCAUGUCCCUACAACGUCGUUAUUUCACAUCCCUGUAACAUUUCCUCAUUUUACGUCCUUGCAACAUGUCCCUAUUUCCUGUCCUUGCAACAUGUCAUACUUAUUUCAUGUCCCUGUGACAUUUCCUCAUUUUAUGUCCCUCCAACAUUUUCCCAUUUCACAUCCUUGCAAAGUGUCGUUAUUUCACAUCCCUGUGACAUUUCCUUAUUUUACGUGCCUCCCAAAUGUCCCUAUUUCACAUCCUUGCAACAUGGUUCCAUUUCAUUCCCCCUGCUGCAUGUUCCCAUUUCACGUCCUUGCUACUUGCCCUUAUUCUGUGCCCCUGACACAUGUCCCUAUCCCAUUCCCCAAGAGCUUGUCCUGAUUUCUCAUCCCUGCAUCAUGUCUCCAUUUCACUACUUUGCAACAUAUCCUUAUUUCACGUCACCUUGCAACGUGUCCUCAUUUUACAUCCCUGCAACAUGUCCCUAUUUCACAUCCCUGCAAGUUGCAUGUACCCAUUUUAUGCCCCAGCCCUAAGGGUUGGUAAUGUUCUCCUUUCUCUUUUCUUACUGGAUCAGGCAAUUAUGGUAGUGAUGUCAGUUGAAUGUGGGCAAUUUAAUAGCAGCUGUCUGAGACAAAACGCCAAGUCAUUUCAACAAGUGAUUCUUUUAUUUAAUUUUGUAACAAUGUAGGUUUUUAAGCAAAGCGGAACUAAAAGAACUUGUAGAUGAAGAUAAACUUCUUACCAGAUUAGGUGGAACUGUGAGUACCAGCAUUUUAGUUAUUCAGCAAACAAAAGUACAUACUGUAGUUUACGUUUUUUAGUUUCUACCAUCAAUGAGGAGUAAAAUUAGAAUCAAUCUGGACUUAGCUUAGUUGUCAAAAAAACCUCGAGUUCUUAUUUUGUUCUUUUUUUGUCCUUUCAUUGAAGCCCAUAAAAACAAAAUGCGAAGUCCAAUGUCCAUCCAUUUUGACCAAAAAAUAUGGGUGUAAUAUUUUCUCUAUCUUGCACGCUCAAAGAAAAAGCCUUCGCAGAUAUUCGCGUUUGAAAAUGAAGGAAGAAAGGGGGAAUUUGGGUGCAUGAAAAUGCAAAGAGUGCCUGGCUGCCCUACAGGUUAGCUGGGUUAGCCACAAAACUUGCCAAGUGUGAUCCUGUUAUUUUAGCAACAGUUUCUACCCUUUUGGCUCACUGCCAGCAUUAGUGUUGUGUUUCUACUUCCCGACCGAAACAUUAGCCAUAUGUUUUUAAUUAAAAGUUAUAGAUGUACCAAAGUGAAAGACAUGCAAAAUAAUGUUCAACUUUGUUGUACUGAAACUGAAAUGUGAUUUGUAGGAUCCCUAUCAGUACUCUUAUCCUCCCACCAAAGAAUCUCUUGGAAUUGGAGAUCCAGACAAGUAAGCUCACACUUAAGUUAUUUAACUGUUACAUUGCUACCUUGCAAGCGGCCCCUCUUUAGCUUUUGUCUUCUUGAGUGAGGAGCACAAAGGUAUGCUCUGCCCGAACCGCGUCAAGCCUUUGACGUCGCCAAAUCCCGAACUUCUUGACUAGUCAAUCUUGUUUUCUCUUGUCAAACUGGUUUUCCGAGUUCAAGCAUCGGUUUAUUGAUGAACCAGUGGUCCUAACUGAACCUGCUGUACCAAGCGAACGGCUAUAUUAGGCCUGGGUUCAGAACUGUAUCCCAACAACAUACAGCACAGUGUAUGCUCAACAAAGAUCUUACUCGAUUCAUUUACAGUCUUUCUCGAGAACGCCAAAAUCGAGCCAGUAAAAGAAAGACUCUGCUAGCAUUGCGCUACUUUGUAGGACUAACCUUUCGGAGAGGGCUUUGUUAAUGACAUGUUUCACUUCUUUUUAACAGUAUAGAGGAGGGUGAAAUUGCAAACGGGCCUUUGAGCCAAAGUGUGGACUUGGAUGAUGAUAGCAGUGAGGAGUUUUCCAAUCAGAUUGCAUCGCAGUCUGAAUCGCAAUCCGAGCGUGAAGAAGCCCCUGUUCCUUCAUCUAAAACGGUGAGAAUCAGUUCACUUUUGACUUGACACUGGUUACAUCUCCUUAUAUUGCGAGAUCACUUUAUUGUCGUCAUAUUUACAUAAAAGAGAGAUUAAGAUUAACCUUAACCGCAAACGGCAAACGUCAGAGUAAAGUUGAGAAUUUCUCAGAAUAGAAAAUAAGCCGAUAGAAAUAGCCCCGAACUAUUCCUAUGGUUAAAACUGGUAUAAAACAACUUAUUUUUGUCUAGAAACAAUACAGAGUAAACGGAAAAUAAGAAGAAAACUUGGUCACGGGUACAAAUAUUCACGUCCCCUGCCGUUUGGCGUAAACUUGAAUCUUUUAAAAUCUCUCUAAUAUCGCCAAAAGUCGGCAAAUUUGCGUUCCCUGAGUUUGAGCGCUUUUGCGAAAUUUCCCUUCCGUUUGUUUUAUAAUCAUUUAAGUUAAAAUUCACUUACCAGCCUGUGUUAGCAAAUUUGUAUGUUACUCUGUCGGAACGUUUUAACUACUUACUGCUCUACAAACUCCCUUAGCUGCAGAAUUAAGAACUUAAUUAUGAUUGGCUGUUUCAGACUUUGUUUUUCUGUGUUACAGCUAUUUGGUUGCGAGCCGGAAGGACAGUUACUGAAAGUCUUGCUGUUGAUUCGUUUCAGGUUACGUUUGAAGAUGCAAAUUCUACAGCAAACUACGGCGUGGAAAACUCGCCUCUUUCAACAAAUAUAAGACAGGUAGCCAUUGCCUCCCUCACGUAGUCUGAAUUGUGUUUAACAGUGUUUUUUCCUAAGUUAUCUUGAUAUUAGUGGUUCAGAGGUCGAUCGCGUCGAAAAUUUCAGGUACAGAUUUUUAAAUUCUGUCAAUUUUUACUGAACUUGUGCUUACGCAUGAUUUAUUCAUGUUCAUUUAGUAAUUCUUUCGCUUUCCAGCUGAAGCUUGCCGUUCGGACUCUUUCACUUGUCAAAAACGCACGCGACUCUGUUAGCGUUUCAAUCUAAGCUUUCACUUAGGACAGACUCUUUAGUUUUUCCGUUGUUCGUAAUAAUGAUGCUUCCAGAAUCAAAUUGACGUUUUGAAAUCUGUUUCUGUUGUAUUUUUUCGUAGAGGGAAACUCCGUCUAAGCCAACGUUACGAGCCGUUCAAUCGCGGUCAUCCCAAAGACGUGCUCCCCCUGAUGGGUUUGUGAACACAUCUAAAUUGCUUCUCAUUACGUAAGUAUGUUAUAUUUCGUGCCCUAGUGUAUGUAGUAAAUACAGUCGUACCUCCCGUAAGCGACCAUCCAAAAUGCAAGAAUUUAACAGUCGCUUACGAGAGUCGUCGUCGAACCAGAGGGGAUCUACUUUUUAUUUAUUGCACGCAAUUUCAAAGUUUUACUACGUUUACGUAUUACGUGUAGUUCUAUGUAGUCACUGAAAAUUCUUCGUAUACUCUGAAUGGCAUAGCAAAGGCACAAACUGCAAAGAGACAACAUCUGAUGCGUCAAGUGGUCACUUACGAGAGAUCUAAAAGAAUGGAAAACUGCAUGCAAAACUGUCAGGCUUAAAAGUGGGUCGCAGUCGCUUUUGAGAGGUGUUUCUCCAUGAGAAGUUCUAAUAACGUGGCUGUUUUGUUUUGAUUGCAGACCUCCUGAGGAGUUAGUAUUUAUUGGAACGACUUCAACUGGGGAAAUUCUCCAAUCUUUAUCCCUCGCCAAUAACACUGUAUCAUCCGUCGCGUUUAAGGUUUGUUUCACUUUCGACUCUGUUUGAAAAACUACGAUGAAGAACAUACAGUGAGUCACUGGGAAGAAUAGGAGACGGGUAAAGGGUUUAGACGACUAACUUUUCAGAUUAUCACCUUUCUUCGUCACUCGCAUUUAUUCAGGUUAAGACCACCUCUCCAGAGAGCUAUCGCGUACGCCCCAGCUCUGGCGUCAUCCCCGCCAGCUCAUCCGCUGAAGUUAGCGUCUUUUUGCAACCAGGUAAGAAAACAUUAAAACUUCAAGCUGAAAAAUAUCACUCAGACACUCUUUCGGUGAUGGUUUCUAGUUCACCACCACGCUGAACGCUAUCAGCAUCACUGAUCCUAACAGUAUGCAGGACGCCUGCCACAUAACGUGUGGCGAAUGCUCAACUUCUCGCCUCUCUUCUCCGCAGAGACUCCCACUGUAUAUUCAAGUAAAGAUAGUGAAAAACUAAAAAGUUGGAUGGUGGUAAGAGAGAAAAGGCGGGAGCUUCUGUUCCUCUAUUUCUCCUUCCUAUCAUCCUCCUUGCGCCUUCUUUUUCCCUCUCCCCAGCCUCCCUACGAAACAAAGAGGCCUCUGCGGAGGGGACUAGGGGAGAGAGUCUUCUCUCCAUACCUCAGUGGUAACAGAGCCUGUUUAGUGUCUGUGACGUUAUGGGCUCAAUUCAUGUUGGUGUCGUUGCUGGUAAAGUAUUUCUUUUCUCUCAUUUCUUUGGUGUUUUUUACGAACGACAGGUCACGCUGCAAGUGUUAUUAGAGAUAAAUUCUUGGUUAUGUCGACCGAGUUGCAGGAAGAAAAAUCUCCAAGUGAACUUGCGGCACUCUGGAGGUCGAUACCUAAGGCGAAUAUUGUGGAACACCGGUGAGUCAAUUUACGAAUUGUAAGAAUAUGCCAUGGAGGCUAGGAAAAAGGACUUCGUCAAGAAAUUAUAAAUCUCCAAAUUUGAAAAAAAUAAACAACCAGGGCGAAGCCUUGGCAAAGGUACCAGAAAAACAUGACAGAAGUAGCGUUACAGCUUGAGCACAAAAAGUAGCCGCUGUUUUAAUUAGAGACACCUUAAACUGAACACAGUCGCUAUAGGAAUUUAGUCGAUGAUAGGUGACUAGUUGGAUGUAUGAUAGUUUCAUAUUUAAAUGAACUCUCUUGUUUUAUUACAGACUUCAGUGCCGUUUCGUUGCAUCGAAUUCCCAGUUACAGUAUUCCGAUAUUGUGGACGGUAAACCUGUAACACUGAGUAUGGCCAUCGAUAGCAUUGAAUCACUACAAAGACAACUUAAUGACGUUGAGAGGAAGGUGAGUACAUUAUUGUUCUGUAGGAAACAAUCAUGAAUUCUAGGGCUAGUUUUUAUUGGCCAAUUCGCGGGGCACUGGAUCGGUGUUUUAUCAAAUUACAGCAUGGGAUUGUUUUGGGGCGCUAGCGCUUCUUUAAUUGGCUAAUAGUGAGAUUAAGCUUCACGUAUACGGCAAACGUCAGAGUCAAGUUUAGAAUUUCUCAAAAUAGAAAAUAGGCAGAUAAAAACAACUCAAAACAAUUCUUAUGGAUAAGAAAUUGCGUGAUACUACGAAUUUAGGUGUAGAAAUAAUGAACAGUAAACGACAAGAAAACGGGAAACUUGGUCACGUGUUACAAAUUCGCGUUUGCCGUUUGACGUAAACGUGAUGCUUAACCUCCCUAUUAUGAAAAAUAUUAUCAAAAACAGCCACAUAAAGCAAUUCAAUGCAACAAGGCCGACCCAGUCCUUCACGUAACCUCAAACUGGCCAAUAAAAACUGUGCAGCUUAACCUCGUUCCCAGGGGGCUGGAAAAAGAAGAUCAGGGGAAGCUGAAUGGUCAGGAAUGUGGUAAAUUGGCCAUCUUUGAAGAGGUUUCAAAAUUGACGGCCGUCAUAGUGAAAAAAUACGUUCUCAAGUAAUCUCGAAAGUUGAUCUGUGAGUCGAUACUUUUCGCCCCGUGAGUAAGUGUACAGUUGUCAGCAAUACCGUCAACGGAGGGACUUAUAUCCGAGGAGGCUUAUAAACGGAGGGGCUUAUAUCCUAGGGGGCUUUUAAACGGAGGGACUUAUAUCCUAGGGGGCUUGUACAUCUUCGUAAAGGAUUUAUAGGAGGGCUUAUAAACGGAAGGAAUUAUACCCGAGGGGGCUUAUAUCCUAGGGGGCUUUUAAAUGGAGGGACUUACAUCCGAGGGGGCUUGUACAUCUUCGUAAGGGGUUUCGGGGGGGGGGCUUACACCCAAUGGGGCCUUAACCGGAAUAAGAAGAGCGCUUCGAAUCAAGCUAUAGCAGUGCUGAUCAAAAUACGUUCUGCAUUUCUGACUGGUAUUUAAUACUAAGCUUCAAAACGUCAGAGUAACUCGAAUGUACUUUAAGGUCCUUUAAUACAAGUUAGAGCCAAGAGGGGGGCUUAUAAUAGGGUGUACUUUUUGUUUACAGGUAGAUGGGCCUACAACUGCGGGCGUGGGUAGGGGGGGUAUAAACGGCAAUUGACGGUAUACGUCUUCUUGCGUGCACGUUAUUCCGCUCCCGUCUUCGGUCUUUACGUAUUAGUGCUAUUUUAAGAAUGUAUUUUCUCUUUUGCAGCUUGACGCAACCAGUAAGAAAAUUUCACACAUAGAGGAAGGCCUUCACGUGUUUAUCAAAGUUCAACUGGGACUGUUUUCAGCCAUGAUAGUAUUAUUCGCUAUUGUGAUGUACUUUGCCACGUACUUAAUGUAG